Messenger RNA from Hyaloperonospora brassicae, 1344 nucleotides. The record is from the annotation of a GenBank genome assembly. Lineage: Eukaryota; Oomycota; Peronosporomycetes; Peronosporales; Peronosporaceae.
AUGGAGAUGACCCAAGUCGAGGCGUUACAGCUGAUCGUCCUGCCGCCGCGUUUCCUGCAACAUCUGCGCGAUGCUGGCGGUGCAGCGAUCGCAGAUCUUUUGCAACGAGCAAUUGCUGUCGAAGAGGAGGCAGAGCCGCUUGCAGCUAUCACUACUUCAGAAAAACAUGCAGCGCUAGAGAUGUUGGCAAGCGCUGCUUACGAGCGCACGUGGGAGAAACUGCACUGUGGCAGCUGGAACGACGUGCUGCCUGUAUGGCGUCAAGCGUUUGGGCUCGCGAGUGUGCUACAGGCGGUCUGUCUGCUUCGACGGCAGCGAUUGUCAGACUGUCUCAAGACGCUCGAUAUGUGUCUCAUGAUGGCUGGACCGUUUGCUCCAUCUGAGACACACCAGUUUCUUGCUGGAGUCGAGCAGCAGCUCGAGGAGCAGCGUCUGAGCAAGAAGGAGAAGGUGCGGUGCGUCAAGAAACUGCGGCUAGAAAAGCGUAUGUUGUUUGCUGCAGGCGAUGCAAAGGAGCAAGAACAAAAGUUGGCGUUUCCUCUUCGGAAAAUGAAGACGCCAACGCUUGAGGAAUUCCGCAAUCACAUAAUGAUGCAAAACAAACCAGUUGUUAUCACGGGAGCGAUGGAGUUCUGGCCGGCACUAGGACGAGCUGCUGGACCCGAUCGAGCAUGGAACAGCGAGAAGUAUAUACGCUGCGUCGCAGGUUUGCGAACAGUGCCCAUUGAGGUAGGGUCGAGCUACACUGGAGACGAUUGGGGGCAAGAGCUAAUGACCAUAAGCGACUUUCUGGAUCGGCAUAUUCUUCCACAGCUUGAAGAUGCUACGAAUGCUACCGACAGUGACACGUCUGAAAGUCACGCCCCUUCAUCAUCUGAGAAGCUGGGGUAUCUGGCUCAACACCGCCUUUUUGACCAGAUUCCAGCGCUGGGACGAGACAUUGUCAUCCCGGACUACUGCACUAUACAACGUGCUGACGAUCAUACGAGCAAUGACGAAGACGAAGACAUCACGAUCAACUGCUGGUUUGGGCCUGGAGAAACCGUUUCGCCUCUGCAUUUCGACCGCAAAGAUAACCUACUUUGCCAAGUCGUUGGUAUCAAGUACGUGCGACUCUUUGCACCACAGGAGAGCGAGAAACUGUACGCAAUGGAAGGUUUGCUGUCGAACACAAGUCAAGUGCAAGUGGAAAAUCCAGACAUCGAGAAGUUUCCUGACUUUUGUCACGCAAAGUACGUCGAGUGCAUUCUAGGCGAGGGCGAGAUGCUGUACAUUCCUCCCAAAUACUGGCACUAUGUGAAGUCUCUCUCGACCAGCUUUUCCGUAAGCUUCUGGUGGUCAUAG